Adelges cooleyi (spruce gall adelgid) is the source of this 1925-nucleotide messenger RNA. It is a transcript of the gene kdn, whose product is annotated as probable citrate synthase 2, mitochondrial. The record is from RefSeq and is a predicted model, not a curated record. Gene Ontology annotation, biological process: citrate metabolic process; tricarboxylic acid cycle; carbohydrate metabolic process. Gene Ontology annotation, cellular component: mitochondrial matrix. The transcript is spliced from 7 exons. NCBI's taxonomy places the organism in Eukaryota, Metazoa, Arthropoda, Insecta, Hemiptera, Adelgidae. Bases 176 to 1588 code for a protein of 470 amino acids.
UGCCUACGACACCGAGAUCCGCGGGGCGCGAGCGCGAAACGGGCAGCGGUCUUUUACUCGUCAGACCUGCAUCCCGGAGCAUCGCCAUAUUUGCGUGUCGUCCGUCCACAUCGUGUUCAAAUUCGCAUAAUAACAUUUCGGUAAGGACGUACUACCAGUAUACCCAUCAACGAAAAUGAGUCUGGUUAGGACUACGGCGACGAAAUUGCUCGAGAUCAGUCAGGUCGCUGCUCCAUUAUGGACAGCUUCUCGUACAAUGGCCUGCACAUCAACUGAUCUCAAGUCUAUUGUGGCUGAGAAAUUAAAACAGAGUGGAGAGGAAAUCAAAGCUUUUCGAAAGCAACAUGGAUCAACUGUUGUUGGUGAUGUGACUUUAGACAUGAUGUAUGGUGGUAUGAGAGGUAUCAAAGCCUUGGUUACCGAGACAUCUGUGUUAGACGCCGAUGAAGGUAUUCGCUUCCGUGGUUAUUCUAUACCUGAAUGCCAAAAACUGUUACCAAAGGCACCUGGCGGUUCAGAGCCUUUGCCUGAAGGCUUAUUUUGGUUAUUAAUUACUGGGGACAUUCCGACUGAAGAGCAAGUGAAAUGGUUAUCUAAAACUUGGGCUGAGCGAGCUGAAUUACCUUCUCACGUGGUAACCAUGCUUAACAAUCUUCCAAAUACUGUUCACCCAAUGACUCAGUUAGCAGUUUCUGUGGCUUCGCUAAACACCGAAAGCAAAUUCGUAGAAGCUUACACCAAAGGAGUUCAUAAAUCACAAUACUGGGAGUACACAUAUGAAGACGCAAUGGAUUUAAUUGCCAAGUUGCCCGUUAUUGCAGCCACAAUCUAUAGAAAUGUAUACCAUGGUGGUAAGCAAGUCGGUACAGUCGAUACAGAACGUGAUUGGAGUGCCAACUUCACAUCAAUGUUGGGUGCUAACAAUUCAGAAGAAUUUGUUGAACUCAUGCGCCUGUAUUUAACAAUUCAUUCUGACCAUGAAGGUGGAAACGUGUCUGCUCACACAACUCAUUUAGUAGGAUCAGCUUUAUCUGAUCCAUACCUUUCUUUCUGUGCUGGUAUGUGUGGUCUGGCCGGUCCAUUACAUGGACUUGCUAACCAAGAGGUUUUGAUUUGGUUGCAAAAAUUACGCAAAGAAGUUGGUGACUCUGUAACUAAUGAUCAACUCAAAGAAUUUAUUUUGAAAACAUUAAAAAGCGGACAAGUAGUACCAGGUUAUGGACAUGCUGUUUUGCGUAAAACUGAUCCUCGUUACACGUGCCAACGUGAAUUUGCUUUAAAACAUUUGCCCAAAGACCCGUUGUUUAAACUUGUUUCUCAAGUAUUUGAUGUCGUCCCUCCAGUUCUUAAUGACCUUGGUAAGGUCAAGAACCCGUGGCCAAAUGUAGAUGCUCAUUCAGGAGUUUUGUUACAAUACUAUGGCUUGAAAGAAAUGAACUAUUAUACAGUAUUGUUUGGAGUAUCUCGUGCUUUAGGAGUAUUAGCUUCAUUAGUCUGGGACCGCGGUCUUGGUCUACCUAUUGAACGCCCCAAGUCCUUAUCUACUGAGAAGUUAAAGGAAUUAGUCAGUAAGGCAAAGGCUGCUUAAAUACAUGUACUGAUAUGAAUUUCAUUGUAAACUGUAACUUUUUUCACUCUUAAAUUUCAAUCCCCGUCCAAAAAUGCUUUUGCCAUGUGAAUAGACUAAUAGGGUUAGUAAUUUAAAAUAUCUGUAAUUUUAAAACAUUUUGUGGUAGAAAAUUUAUAUCGGUUUUUUUGUUGUUGUUCUCAUCAAGAGAGUUCAGUUCUUACGAUAUUGAAUCAGAAAACUCCUUUGUAAAUUAAUUUUGUUUUACUAUUUACAGACAUCAAUAGUAUUUAUUUUGAAUAAAUAAUGAAAAAUAAUAAAAGUGAAUUAGGUAUAUCUUACUGUUUUUAAAGUCAAA